GAUAAAAGACUUGCUUCACAAACAGGGUCGACUUUCGAAUCUCGGCCAAGCUCGCAAAUCAUCUCAUGUCAAAGUAGAGGAGGACCUGCAAGCAGUGAAGAACACUUAUGUACUUCCAAACUGGUCACUGCAUAGGGCGAGCUUCCGUGGCAUAACCUUUAGUCUAGAAUGGAUAGACACAGGAACAAGGAGCGGGAGCGGGAUCGGGAUCGAGAUCGAGAUCAUUACCGAGAGCGGGAGCGAGAUGGGGACAGAGACAGAGACAGAGAGAAGAGGAGCAAGCGCUCAAGGUCGAGGUCUGUGGAGAGAGACAGGGAAAGGGACAGGGAAAGAGAAAGAGAAAGAGAAAGAGAAAGAGACAGAGACAGAGAGAAAAGGAGUAAGCGCUCAAGGUCGAGGUCUGUGGAGAAGAGGGCGAAGCGCCGCUCAAGGUCGCCAUCGGAGGGCAGGAAAAAGUACUCGGGCACAUCGAAAUCAAGAUCCCAGUCACCCAGUAGGUCUCGGCGCCACCAUAGUCACAGGUCACUAACACCUGAGGGAAAGCGGUCCGGGCGAGAUAAGAAGCAGGCCGAAGAAGAGGAGAGACAGCGCGCAGCCGUGGUUGCGGAGUUCGUGGAGGGAAUCGCCCGAGAGCAGGAGAAGCGCAUGGCGGAGGGAGGAGCAGGAGCAACCGAAGAAGAAGAAAAAGAAGAAAUGGAGAUAAUGAAGAAGAUGGGGUUUCCAACGGGGUUUGAUUCCACCAAGGGGAAGCCUGUGCCGGGUGCUGAUGUAAGCGGGGUGAGAAUGGUCACCAAAAGACAGCCCCGCCAGUACAUGAACAGGCGAGGGGGUUUCAACCGCCCUUUGCCUCCUGAAUGCAACAGAUAAUUUCUUCAUUUUAUUUCCUCUCCUUUUCUUCAACAUGUAUAACAAAAUUACAGCUAACUUAUGUCAAUUUUUGUCAUUUUCUCUAUCGUAUAAAACGAAGAUUUUGGUUCCUA
Cryptomeria japonica (Japanese cedar) is the source of this 980-nucleotide messenger RNA. RefSeq lists its product as uncharacterized. Gene Ontology annotation, biological process: RNA splicing. The coding region runs from base 169 to 867 and encodes 232 amino acids. The record is from RefSeq and is a predicted model, not a curated record. The transcript has a single exon. Gene Ontology annotation, cellular component: precatalytic spliceosome. Lineage: Eukaryota; Viridiplantae; Streptophyta; Pinopsida; Cupressales; Cupressaceae.